GCAUUUUAGUGAGCUGUGAAGAUCUCUUCAGUGACAGACAGUGGAAGGUCUGCAAUGCUUUCGCCACCUUUGUGGCCCGACGUACCGAAGCAGGAAAGGUACAGCUGAAGCAGGUGAUUCCACGCACGCAGGCAGAGCAGAUGGAGUACAGCAUCGCAGCCGAGCGCAGGAGGAUGAGACUGAUCCAUGCAGAGAUAAUUAACGAUCUCCUCAGCAGCUGCUGCUCUCAGACAGUGAGUGAGUGUUUAGAUUACCAGGAUGCUGUGCCUGCGGAGCGGACUCGAGUAGAAAGCGUCGAGCUGGUGCUCCCGCCCCAUGCUAAUCACCAGGUCAGCACGUUUGGUGGACAAAUCAUGGCCUGGAUGGAGAAUGUAGCCACCAUCUCUGCCAGUCGUUUGUGUAACGCUCACCCAACUCUGCGGAGCAUAGACAUGUUCCACUUUCGUGGGCCGUCCCACAUUGGAGACAGACUGGUGUUGAAGGCAAUUGUAAACAGUGCUUUCAAGAAAAGUAUGGAGGUGGGAGUGUGUGCGGAGGCCUAUCAGGGUGGAGAGCCCCUGCGACACAUCAACACCGCCUUCAUGACCUUUGAGGUCUUGGACAAUGACAGGAAGCCAUGCACGUUGCCAAGGAUACGGCCCGAGCCUGUGGAUGGUAAAAGACGCUUUCAGGAAGCCAUAGCCAGAAAGAAAAUCCGCCUUGACAGGAAGUACAUAAUAUCCUGCAAACAAAGUGAGGUUCCUCUGUCGGUUCCCUGGGACCCAAGUAACCAGAUGUACCUCAGUUACAAUAAUGUUUCGGCACUGAAGAUGUUGGCUGCCAGGACUAACUGGGUCUUAACCUCAGAGAAGAACAAGGUGAGUUUAUACACCCUGGAGGAGAACCAGAUGUUGUGCUUUAAGGUGGAGACUCACGUGGCUGUGGCGGCCGAGCAGGUUUUUCUGUUACUGUCUGAUCUAAGGCGAAGGAAGGCAUGGGACCACCACUACCAAGAGUGUGAAGUGAUAACUGACUCAAAUGAAGACGACACCAUUUACCGAGUUGUCACCCCCUCUGUGACUAAAGGAGGCAAAGUCCAGGACUUCAUCCUCCUGGCCUCCAGGAGGCGCCCUUGUGAUUCUGGAGAGCCUUAUUUGAUUGCCUUGCGUUCUGUGACCCUGCCUGCAUACCCUCCCACUCAAGACUACAACAGAGGAGAGGUGCUGUGUGCUGGGUUCAGUAUCUGGGAAGAGGAAAACUCUUUCACUAAGAUUUCUUACUACAACCAGGCCACUCCUGGCGUGCUGCCCUAUAUCUCCACGGACAUCGCUGGGCUUUCCUCCAGCUUCUACUGCACCUUUGCCUCAUGUAGUGCUUUUCUGGAGCAGAAUAAAGACAGCCUGGCUUGCCUGCCCACCUCCACCCUGUGAGAAAGCUGAAUUCGACAAUCGUUGCUCUUCAGAAAUUGAUUUUGUUGCUAAAAUAAAAAUUGUUAUAGUCCAGGUAUUUAAGGUUAGCAUAGAAAUUCACAUUUGAGUUUAGUAUAGAUAAAGAUCAUGAACUUUAAGUACGUAAAACUCUUCAGAAAAUAAAGGCACAGAGCUGUGACUGAAAUAUGAUACAAAAGCUAAAAGGUACGUCACUAUACCAUAUUUACCUCUAAAUGGUACAUAUUAGUACCUUAGGAGACCACCCCUGUGGCAGUUUUGUAUUUAAAUUUAGAAAAAGGCAUUAGCUUUUUUGUUGUUAAAAAAACAUUUAGGGUCAUGUGCAAUAAUGUAAAACUCUCUGCAGAUGCCACUUCCAGAAGACUAAGCAAGUAUAUUGCACUGUUGUCAUUCUCAAUGACUCAGAGGACUCAAAAUAAAACGAAUGAACUUCAAAUGGGUGGCAUGGUCGAUUAUGUGGUACUUCCUGGGACAUGCACAAUCACGUUUGCAUAGACUUUCAGUCUAGUUAGUGACGGAUGUUAGACUCUGCCAUUUAAUGUCAGGCCACAACAAUGCCUUGAUUUUUACACUGCUGAUUCGUAGGACAGGACCUUUUUAAAUAAAUACUGUUACAUGUAGCAAUUUAGUGUAGCUCAUCUUUAUUCAAUAAAAAGCUAAACUUGCCUUGGCAUUAAAAGAUCAUUUAAAGAUCCUCCUGUUAUACUACAACUGUUGAGAAACAUAGCAAAGAAUAUUGAUAUUUGAAUCAGUUCU
Carassius auratus (goldfish) is the source of this 2183-nucleotide messenger RNA. RefSeq names its product acyl-coenzyme A thioesterase 11-like. Gene Ontology annotation, molecular function: lipid binding; long-chain fatty acyl-CoA hydrolase activity. The transcript is spliced from 12 exons. Gene Ontology annotation, biological process: acyl-CoA metabolic process. The record is from RefSeq and is a predicted model, not a curated record. NCBI's taxonomy places the organism in Eukaryota, Metazoa, Chordata, Actinopteri, Cypriniformes, Cyprinidae. Bases 141 to 1409 code for a protein of 422 amino acids. Gene Ontology annotation, cellular component: cytosol; cytoplasm.